AUGUGGUUGGCCGUGAGUAUAUACAUCGCUCGUCUCCUUUUGCACCCCGCCUCGACACCCUCUAACUUAUCUCACUCUCUUGUACGACACUCUUUACUAUACCCCAUCUUGCUAAGUUCUAGAGAUACCACGACACUCACCGUGUUGGUGGCCGUCGGACUCGGUGCACUGUUGCUUGGCUCGCUCCUCACCAUCAUCGUCGAAGCAUACCGCCGUCGAUGGCGUCGAAACCACCACCACCACGACCCUGAACCCCAGCAACAGCAGUCACCAUCAUACUGCGCCAAUUGCAAGUCGAAAGAAGCAGGAGGAGGAGGAAGCUCUCCAGGCAUGGAAGACACCUUCAUGCACGCCCCCCAGUUUUCCCCAUGCUCGCUAUCCGCCACGUUCAACCGACAGAGCAUCAAGCCCCCCAUGAACAUGUUUAACAAUGAACCAAAAUACGUCCAAUGGUCUGGCCAACCCUCCAGCACCAGCAGCUCUUCGAACCAGAUCUCGGUCAAGGUCUCGGCUCCGACCGAAGAGACGACCUAUCAAGAGGUCGUCAUCCAAAAGUUUCAAAAACGGAGCAAGACCAAACUUGAAAAUUGGCAUCUAGGGCCUCGAGCGUCCACUCGGUCAUCGUCCAUUAGCAGCAACGAGGGCAGCACGAGCAACACCGUCGUAGGCGGAGGAUCCAUCCACAACGUUCCUUCCACUACUACUAUGGAGAAGCCAGCGUUCACGAGGUCAAAGAGCGAGCCCCGACAGGUUGCUCUCGAGUAUGACCCCUUCCGCAAGUCGUCCAUUAGCAGCUCCAUCGUUCCUUCCUCUCCACCGCCUACAGACCGCACCGAAUUCCAUCCCAUCGCUACUACCGCACCAUCAACACCAGCAACUGCGGUUCCACGUAGACCGCAGCCAGUAGCAACGCGAUACGACGUUUCUGGCGACCCACACAUCUAUAGAAGAAAGUCAGAGUCCAGAAUAAACCAGACCACAAGGAGAGAAGAGACUCCCUCCUUUGGGUCUGAAGUACCCGCGGGUCGUCUGAGGGCCUUGUCUACCCCGCAACGACCCGUCAUUCACGACCACCAGUCGUACAACAGGAAUGCCGUGCCAGAGUUCCCACAGUAUCCACCCAAGACAAGAACUAUUACCCCUCCCUCGUCGUCCACCCUAGCUCCACCUGUCGCCCCCGCCGUCCCUGCCCGACGGACAAUGACCGACGGGGACAGCAGACCGGACAACCUCUCUAGUUUCGCAUUCCCUCGUAAACAGCCCGUCUCCCCUGCCGACAGCAAUCAAAGCUCGGGUGAAGGUGACCGGUCGUCACAGCUCUUGCCGGACGCCAUGGCCCACUCGUUUUACAAAGAGCACGCCAACAAACAUCUCAGUCUGCCACCUACGGGUGUCCCCAACAUUCACAGUGCCGUGCUCCCGGAUAGCCCAAGUGGAGUUCGAGGAGAUGGAGAUGGAGAUUCAGAGGUGGAUUUUUCGUUCGCUAGAGGGAGAGCAAUUUAA
Acaulospora colombiana is the source of this 1503-nucleotide messenger RNA. Lineage: Eukaryota; Fungi; Glomeromycota; Glomeromycetes; Diversisporales; Acaulosporaceae. The record is from the annotation of a GenBank genome assembly.